This is a messenger RNA of Paramecium sonneborni, 1152 nucleotides long. The record is from the annotation of a GenBank genome assembly. Lineage: Eukaryota; Ciliophora; Oligohymenophorea; Peniculida; Parameciidae.
AUGUAGCUUAUUGAGAGAGGGUAAGAUUUACUAAAUAUUAUUGAAUAUAAAUUGGCUGUUUGGGCAUUAGCAAAUUUUUUUGAAGUAUAUGAUAGAAUGACUAAUUCUUAAGUAAAAGUAAUUUAUACAAUAGUUUAGGUAGCAAAUAAAAAAUAUAAUUCUAAUUUAUUGUUAUCAGAAUUAAAAAAAACUUUUGUUUAAAGAGACUAAGAUAUUAAGAAAAUUAGACCAUGAAAAUAAUGUCAAAUUUCUUGGGACUUGUAAGAAUACAAUAAUUUUAGAAUUUAUUGAUGGGAAUACUUUAACUAAUUAAUACAAAAGUUUGUUUAUAAAUUAUUAUUUAGAUUAAUUUAAUAGAAAAUUAUAAAAAAAGACGCUAAAUAAAUUUAUAAUCAAAUUGUAGAAGCAAUCAAAUACUUAACUCAAAAAAUAUAUAUAUCAUAGAGAUUUAAAAGCAUAUAAUAUUAUGAUUAUUGAUUAAUAAGUUAAACUUAUUGAUUUUGGACUCACUUCAGAAAUUAACUUUGUUCUAUUAUUGUGGGACUCCAGUUUAUAUCGCACCAGAGAUAUUUCAUAAAAAUCUUAUAAUGAAAAAAAAGCUAAUAUUUGGGCUUUAGGAGAGUCUUAAUAUAUUAAAUUAUUUUUGGGAAAGUUCCAUUUUCAGGCAAAAAUGAUAAAGAGAUUAUGUUAGCUUAAAUUCCUAAAUUCAUUCUACCCAAAUCUAUCAGCAGAGAAUUUCAAAAUUAGUUAUUAAAUUUCUUAGAUAAAGAUUAUACUAAAGGAAAAUUAUGAAACAUACUUUAUUUUUCUAAUAAACUUAUUUUAUUUUCUUUUUAAUAAAAUAAUUAUAAAAUCCAUUAAUAUUUCUCUUAAACAAAAAUGCAAUCUAAAAAACAUAAUGCUUAAAAUCUAUUAAAUAAUAAUAAUUUAUUUAAAUUUCGAAACUUCUAAUUGUAUGAUAUUAUGUUUAUCAUAUUAGAUAUAUAAAUUAUUUGGGUUUCUAAACUAAAAAAUAUUUAAGAAAAAUAGAUAAAUAAUCCUAAAAAAAAACAUUUUCAUAAAUUUAUAAAUCAAUUAUUGCAAAAAUACUUGUAUAAGGUUUUGGCACAUCAUUUAAAUCUUUAUAAAAAAAAGAUUGAAGGAUUAAAGUGA